Messenger RNA from Emiliania huxleyi CCMP1516, 1050 nucleotides. RefSeq lists its product as hypothetical. The transcript has 5 exons. The record is from RefSeq and is a predicted model, not a curated record. NCBI's taxonomy places the organism in Eukaryota, Haptophyta, Isochrysidales, Noelaerhabdaceae. The annotation marks the transcript as partial.
AAGCGAGCGACGGUUCGGCGCGAGCUCGUUCCUGGCCGGAUCUGGUCGUUCGAGCAGCAGGUGCAAGGCCUGAUCUACGUGCACGUGCCUGUGCGAAUGACGGCCGUCAAACUCGACGCCGGCGGGCUGCUGCUGUACUCGGCGGUGGCGCCGACGGAGGAGCGCCUAGUACCAUGCCUCCAGAGUACCGAACCCAGUGUGGGCGCCGUCCGCCAUAUCCUCCUGCCGACGGUCGCGUUGGAGCACAAGUACUUUGCGGGCGCGUUUGCGGACGCGCGGCCGGACGCGCAGCUCUGGGUGGCGUCGGCGCAGUACUCGUUCCCGCUCGACUUGCCGCUCGACCUGCAGGGUAUAUCUCCCCGCGGCGGCGGUGCGGCGGAGGGCGGCGCAGACGCUUCCGACCGGCCCGAGUGGGCGGAGCAGCUGCCGUACAAGGUGCUCGGUCCGAUCGCGGAGAGCGUGGGCGCCUUCCAGGAGGUCGUCUUGUUUGACAGGCCGACGGGGACGCUGCUGGUGACCGACCUGGUUGUGGGGGUGCCGACCGCGCCGCCAGAAGUGCUGCGCGUGAACGAUGACCGCGCGCUGCGCUUCCACUCCCGCGACUCGCCGGCGGAGGAGGCGGUCGCAACUGACGAGGCGCGCGCCAUUGGGUGGAAGAAGAUCUGCCUCUUCGCGCUCUACUUCCAGUCGUCGCCGCUCGCGGUCGCAUCGCCUCCCGACGGUUCCCCGGCGGGUGCUGUCCGUUUCUUCCGCUCCGCCUUCUCGGCGGAGGUGCCCGCCGAGGCGCGCGCGCUCGGCUGGAACGGUUUCAUCGCGUGGAGCUGGAAGCCGGACUGGCGCGACGCGUUCGAGGCGCUGCGGGGCGGCGGCAGCCCCCUGGUCCCUCCGAUCAUACAGGUGGCCAUCCUCAACCGCGAGCCAAGGCGCGUGCUCGAGUUUGUGCGUGCUGUCGGCGCCGAGUUUGCCUUCACGCAGAUCGUGCCGUGCCAUUUCGACGCGCCGGUGUCGGCGACGCCGAAGGAGUGGAGCGAGGCCUUCAACUUUCUCCGC